Molecule: messenger RNA, 2923 nt
Organism: Annulohypoxylon maeteangense
Lineage: Eukaryota; Fungi; Ascomycota; Sordariomycetes; Xylariales; Hypoxylaceae
Exons: 4
Coding region: 243-2459 (738 amino acids)
Biological process (GO): regulation of DNA-templated transcription; DNA-templated transcription
Molecular function (GO): DNA-binding transcription factor activity, RNA polymerase II-specific; zinc ion binding; DNA binding
Source: RefSeq, a predicted model, not a curated record
UUUUCAUAAUAUUCAACCAAUUGUUUCAACCGAUUUUCGCUCAAAGAGGCAUUUAGUGGAGACUCCCUCAAGCUUGACCCGACACGCUACUUUUCUCCGCCGCGGCGGAAAUAAAAUCAACUGGAUACCUGGAUUACUACAACAUCAACCACCUCAAGGCAUGCGAACCGAUUGUUGUCUUUUCAAUUUCUUCAUCUCGCCGAGCCGAAGGAAAAAGUACCGGUAACUUCGAAAAUACAAAAAUGUCGGAAUCAUACCCCUGUGGCAACCCCUCCGCGGCGGAGGGGACACCCCGCAAGAAACGAAAACUUCGUAAGGGCACCCAAAGCUGCUGGGAAUGCAAGCGGCGGAAGAUCCGAUGCACAUUUGCAGCACCUACAGACACCACCUGCGACGGGUGUAAAAGUCGUCAAACGAGAUGCAUUAGCCAAGAAUUUCCUGAAGAAAUAGCAUCUACAAGAAAAAGCAUCAACAGGCUUAACCGAAUAGAAUCGCUAGUUGAACAGUUGGUUCAGCGGGACAGCGCCGAUACGCUACAUACGUCGCAUUUGGAUCAAUCGGGACGGGAUGCGACUGUACGGCGAGCUCAAGAUCCUUCAGGGCUCUCCAAGGCGGUCGCGACCUCUGGCCUAGAGUUAGAGAGUCAAGCGACUGGCGAUCUUGAUGGCCUAUCCCAUACUCUCCUGGAAGUGUGGCCUAAUCAGGAAGAUCUCGACAUAAUUCUAGGCAUUCCAGUCCCCGUUUCGAUAUUAUUUCACGGCGUAGUCUUCCGUCCCUACUCCGAUUUCUUUUCCGGGCAAAUGUCGUCGUCGCGAUCCAUGCUACAGCCACCCCUGCCAAAAUCCCAUCCAGUUCUCGUUGCAAGGAAAUUGCUGCUACUAGCUACUUUCCUACAAGGCAUCCAACCAAGUUCUGCUGAUGAACUAGUUAGUCUGAGUUCGGACUACCAUGAUCUUAUGUCUCGUGUAUUCAAUGUCGCUACUAGGCUCGUAACAAGCGAUGACGAGCUUAUCAACUCACUCGAGGGUAUUGAGUGUGUCAUGAUUGCGAGUAUGUAUUUGGAUAAUGCUGGAACCCUCCGCCGCGCCUGGCUAGCAAACCGUAGAGCUAUGGCCGCGGCGCAGAUGAUGGGUUUGCACACUAGCACCAGUUCACCGACCAUCCUCGAAAGCGAAACGCGGGAUCGCAUUGAUCCUGAUUACAUGUGGUUUCGCAUUGUACUGACAGAUAGGUAUUUGUCGUUAAUGCUAGGUCUUCCUCAAGGCACACACGAGAAUAUCUUCGCCCGCCCGGAAGCCCUCGAUAGAUGUAUGGAUGUGGAACGCAUGGAGCGUAUGAUGGCAGUUGCUUCUAGUCUCAUUCUCCAGCGAAACAGCGAUCAAAACCCCGAUCCUGCGGCGACGCGUAAAAUUGACAAGAUGCUACAGGAUGCUGCCGCUAUGAUGCCCCCGCGGUGGUGGCUGAUAGCGUCUGACCCCACUACCAUCACUAAUAACGGCGCAAAAGCAUUUGAGGAAACCGUCCGCCUCAUGAACCAAUUCGCAUACUAUCAUCUUCUCGUUCGAGUGCAUUUACCGUACAUGAUGCUGCCUUCUUCAAUUGAGCCAAGCUUCGAUUAUAGUAAGAUGAUUGCUGCGAGUGCCAGUCGUUCAAUCAUUACAUUAUUCGUUUCGUUUCGCAGCUCUUGUUUGGAUACCAUGUACUGCCGCGGCGUCGAUUUUGUUGCUUUUAUCGGGAGCAUAGUUCUAUGUCUUGCGCAUAUCGAAGCUCGUCGCCAGCUCAAUGCCAAUAGUGGCAAAGGUAUUAACGUUUUCCAAUCGCUUCAACAUCAACGAUUGAGCGACCGUGGAUUACUCGAACGUACCCUCGAAAUAAUGGAGAGGAUGGCUGACACUUAUCACGAUAUAAUCACUCAAAAGAUCUCCAGCAUCCUCCGGCCGUUGCUCGCCAUUGAGGAUAAUUCUCUCCAAGGGGACUACUACCAUGUUCACACCUCUUCGGAUGCCAAUAAGCAGGAAUCUCAGUGCAUCGGCGAUACGAGCGAAGCUUUCCACGCUCUCCAUAUAAAGAUCCCGUACUUCGGGACGAUCCGGAUCGAGCAUCGCCCCUCCCUUCCAAAUCCAAUUGAACCGGUACCAUGCGGAAGCUUGCCCGUAUCGCAGCAGCCAGACGCAGGAUUGGUUACCCUCCACGAACCAGUUUCCCCGCCCAACCAAGAUAAAGGAGGAAAGACCCCCAAAAGCCGCCCGCUAGGCUAUGAAUUCAGUAUUAAUGAACCGGUCAAUGCAGAUUGGCAAGCAGUGCCAUCGUCUUUCGAUACCAGUGGCACGCAAGAGAAUUAUCUUAACCUCUUGGUUCCCGGGUUGGAGGCAGGCAUAGAUGACUGGGUGUUACAGGGAGUCGACAUGGCUUUGUUUAGUAACCUCACACAAGGCUCGGAAGAGUCUGCUCAUAUUUAAUGAGUUCAAUUCCCUCAUUGGUUUAUAUUAUAGGUAUAUUACCUGUACCCGUUGAACGGGCAAGAACUUUUAGGAUUUCGGAAUGUGAGAGGGGCAUAAUGAGGAUUGUUUCAAGCCCAAGAUGGAGUCAUUUUGGCGGGCUAGCGGGGCUAGCGGGGUCGAGUGCCUUCUGAGCCCUGUGCACCGCCGUAGUCGAGCUCAGGUGCGGUGUCCAGCCUCAACUCACAGUUCAAGCUACCUUACCAAGAGCUCAAUUCCAAGUUUGCAGUGACAAGUUCGAGGUAUUUCUUUGACUAUUUAUUAGGACAGUGUUAAACACCAUUAUAAACGAUUUUGACUGUGGACGUUGGACAAAGAUUUAAACCCGUACUUUUGUAGGUAUACAAUACGGAUAGGGUUAUGAUUGACGCUACAGGACCUACCCAAGCUUGAAGAAUUCUCUUUGUUGCUACAUCUAGUAGGAG